This is a messenger RNA of Salvelinus fontinalis (brook trout), 2207 nucleotides long. RefSeq lists its product as uncharacterized. The transcript is spliced from 2 exons. Lineage: Eukaryota; Metazoa; Chordata; Actinopteri; Salmoniformes; Salmonidae. The record is from RefSeq and is a predicted model, not a curated record. The coding region runs from base 409 to 1746 and encodes 445 amino acids.
UCCAAGAUGGCAGCAUGUCAAGUCGUUUGUCUGUGACUAGUACAUUUUAACCUACUAAUAACAUAUUUAUUUAUGGUUGAGUAACUUCCUUGUUGUGUAGUGCAAACUACUUUGUUUUUGCUGGUGUAAAGAUCACGGGUCUCCCUCAACUCGGCACUUCAUUACUUGAAGUUUACCAAAGUAACCCUAUCUCUGGCUGGCCUGAGUUCCUUCUUCAUCCGCGGAGUGUCUCGUCCAAGCUGCUCCUUUUUGCUCUUCGCCUGGCUGUCAGUGGCAGCUCAACAAUCCCCAACCCGUUCUCUCAAUCUACUCACACGCGCAAAUACUCACAUUCAGACUCAUACAUACACGCUGUCCCUCUCUCCCCUUACCUUCGUUGGCCUCUAUUUUUUACAUUUGUCAGAGAAAAUGACAAUUUUUGUGGUAUUGCUUUGUGCACUGACUUUACUGAACUCCGGAGAAAACGAACAUUGUCGCUGGGACCGUAUUUUUAAACAGGUCAAAGGAUGUGCCAUGGGAGCUUGCUACAGCCCUUCCUAUGCUGGUUUGUACUUGGGUAAAUGGGAAAAUGACUUCAUUUUGGAUCCUUCUAAUAACCAUUUCUUUGACCGGAUUAUAUGGUGGGGACGCUAUAUUGAUGAUGUUUGCCUGUUUUGGUCCGGCUCAGAAGAUGAACUUAUUUCCUUCCACCAAUACCUUAACAGCAUUAACCCUAACAUCAAACUAACUAUGGAGUACAGCAAGGAUAACAUUCAUUUUUUGGACCUCGACAUUAGUAAAAAUGACAAAGGUUGUUUGCACACAUCAAUCUUUAGGAAGCCUACAGAUGGGAAUACCAUUCUGAGGGCAGACAGCUUUCACCCCAAAAGGCUAAAAGAGAAUAUUCCAUAUGGCCAAUACCAAAGAGUCCACAGAAUUUGUGAUCAGGAAACAGACUACAGUGUCAAAUCUGCUGAAUUGGAGAAUCGCUUCUUGAAUCGGGGCUACAGCGUUCAGGUCCUGAAAGAUGCCAGUAUAAGGGCUGGAUUACUUGACAGAGAGAACUUAUUGCGAAGGGGAGUGCCUCAUGAUACAUCAGAGAGAGUGUAUUUUGUUACAAAAUACAGCACUGAAGCAGAGAACAUUAAAAGAAUCAUUAAAAAUAAUUGGGGAAUCAUCCAAAGUGAUACGCUACUACGCCAAGUCUUUCCUGAACCACCAGUCAUAAGCUUUAAGAGAUGUCCUACCCUAAAUGACAAAUUAGUCCACAGUUAUCUUCCGGGUGACUCUCAAAAAACUUGGCUUGACCACAAACCCAAGGGCUCUUUUAAAUGUAACAAUUGCAACCAUUGCAGUAAUAUUCCACAGAAGAAGUAUUUUGUUGACACAGCUUCCAAAAUGGAGUAUGACGUCAAGCAUUUCAUUAACUGUAAAACCACUCAUGUCAUCUAUAGAUUGGAAUGUCCACAGUGCAAGGUGUUCUACAUUGGACGGACAAAGAGACGUCUUCAAGACCGCUUAGCGGAACACAAGUACGCCAUACGGGUAGGCAAUGAAGACUACCCCAUGGCAAGGCACUACAAGUCCCUACACCAUGGCAACCCUGCCUCCCUACAACCUAUGGGUAUUGAUCAUAUUCCGGCCUCUAUUAGAAAAGGGGACUGUCUUGAACAGUUAAACCAAAGGGAACGUUUUUGGAUUUACAAACUACAGGCCACUAAGUACCCUGGUUUAAAUGAAGAUAUGGAUUUCUCACCCUUCCUGUAGGGUCGUGAUGGGUCCAUUUGCUGUCAUCUAGUGGACAUUUUGCUCAAUUGCCCUCAGCUAUGUAUUGUUGUUCAUGUUUUGCUGUGUUCUAGUGUACUAUGGAAUAUAUUGCUUUCUUAUUCUUGACACUUCUCCCAGUCAUAUUUAAGGUUAGAACUACUUUUUAGUGUUCUGAUACUUCUAGCUUGGAGUUGUAUUUUUAUGAUAACAUAGCUACAGUAUUUCACUUUUUAAUGUGUAUAGUAUUGCAUACUAGGUGUGUCCAAUCAAUUUUGUAACCACUCCCUCUUCCAAUUAGGGCUAAUUGGAAAAGCUGUUUAAAAGAGGACAUUGUAUUCCUUUUUUUGUGUUUUUUUUGUACUCCCUGACUAAGGCCAUGCAGCUGAAAUGCAUCGGAUUUUUAAACUUUGUUUCUAUUGAACAUGCCAUACUAAUAAAGGCAUUUUAAUUAAUUAUAUAAA